GAUGACAAAGUUGAUCCCAAGAAACACUGUCAUUCCUACUAAGAAGUCUCAAGUCUUCACCACUUACCAGGACCAGCAGACAACCGUCACAAUUUCGGUCUUUGAAGGUGAACGCAGUAUGGUAAAGGACUGUAGACUACUUGGGAAGUUUGACUUAACAGGAAUACCUCCAGCACCAAGAGGAACACCUCAAAUCAAAGUAACUUUUGAGGUUGAUGCCAAUGGUAUCCUACACGUGAAAGCUGAGGAUAAAGCCUCUGGAAAGUCAGAAAAGAUUACCAUCACGAAUGACAAGGGUCGUUUGAGUCAAGAAGAAAUUGAACGUAUGGUGCAGGAGGCUGAGGAGUUUGCUGAGGAGGACAAGAAGGUGAAAGAAAGAGUUGACGCCCAAAAUAGCCUGGAGACAUACAUAUACAACAUGAGGAACCAAAUAAAUGACAAGGACAAACUUGCAGACAAGUUAGAGUCUGAUGAGAAGGAGAAGAUUGAAACCGCCACAAAAGAAACACUUGAAUGGUUAGACGACAACCAGAGUGCUGAGAAGGAGGAUUAUGAAGAGAAGCUGAAAGAAGUUGAGGCAAUGUGCAACCCAAUUAUCACGGCUGUGUAUCAGAGGUCUGGUGGAGCACCAGGAGGUGCCAGUGAGGAUUCCAACGAGGAUGAUGAUUCACAUGAUGAGCUGUAAUUGAAUUUGUAGGUUAAUAGUUUUUU
Solanum verrucosum is the source of this 711-nucleotide messenger RNA. Its product is annotated as luminal-binding protein 2. The transcript has a single exon. Gene Ontology annotation, biological process: protein refolding; cellular response to unfolded protein; endoplasmic reticulum unfolded protein response. The record is from RefSeq and is a predicted model, not a curated record. Lineage: Eukaryota; Viridiplantae; Streptophyta; Magnoliopsida; Solanales; Solanaceae. The coding region runs from base 2 to 685 and encodes 227 amino acids. Gene Ontology annotation, molecular function: misfolded protein binding; ATP-dependent protein folding chaperone; ATP hydrolysis activity. Gene Ontology annotation, cellular component: endoplasmic reticulum lumen; endoplasmic reticulum chaperone complex; nucleus.